Messenger RNA from Arachis stenosperma, 881 nucleotides. RefSeq names its product cysteine proteinase inhibitor B-like. Gene Ontology annotation, molecular function: cysteine-type endopeptidase inhibitor activity. The transcript has a single exon. Lineage: Eukaryota; Viridiplantae; Streptophyta; Magnoliopsida; Fabales; Fabaceae. The record is from RefSeq and is a predicted model, not a curated record. Bases 143 to 535 code for a protein of 130 amino acids.
CCCAUCCCUUUAAUAAUUAUUAUUCUCAUGCUCAUCCAAAAAUUACACAAAUACUCAUACUCCAUCUUCCUCAUAAGAAUGACACAGAUAGUGGAUCUAUGCGCAAGUUAAAAAAAGAGAGAUCUAUCAUCUAUCACUGGACAUGGAAGCACUGCUGAUAAGAUCACCGGCGAUGACGUUGACGAUACUCCUGGUCACCGUGACUUCCUUAUCCAUCGGUGCGGAAUCGUACAGGGGAAUGGUUGGGGGCAGGAAGGAGAUCGAGAACGUGAAGGGGAACGAGGAGGUUCAGGAGCUUGGGAAGUUCUCGGUGGAUGAGUACAACCAGAGGCUGAAGCUGAAGAAGGAAGAGGAGGAAGGGUUAGAAUUCGUGGAGGUGGUGGGGGCGGAGUCGCAGGUCGUUGCUGGGAUCAAGUACUACCUCAAGAUCUCUGCCAUUCAGAAUGGAUCUCCAAGGAUGUUCGAUUCAGAAGUGGUGGUCAAGCCAUGGCUCCGUUGCAAGAAGCUUCUCAAUUUCGCUCCUACUUCUCAGUGAGAUCACUAGCUUUUUAGCUAGUAGAGCGCAUGUUUGUAUGUGCUUAUUAUUAGGUUAAUUAAUUAGAAUUAACUCAUAUAAUAGUAGUGCUGACACAUGCAUGCCUACUAAUUAAUCACGAGUCGUACUUGUCAUGUGUGGCCGCUGUGGAUCGGAGUAUGUGGAUCAAUGUUCAUAAAUAAAUGGUAUUAUAAACUAAUAACAUGUUAUAUAUUUGUAUUACUCGAAUCUAAUGUACUCACCCAUCUGUAGUGAGCUUUUUUUGUUGUAUUUAUUUUGUUGUGUGUGGACCAACAAUAAUAUAGUUUGCUAUUUUUCUCUUCGUCACCGGUAUAAGAGGCUGAUU